GGAAAUUCUAAACAAAAGAAAAGACAAUAUGGUAUGAUUACACUCAUGAGAAUGAAUUGGAAUAUAAAUCGGACUCACAGCGGUUUACCUUGUUCUAGUACCCGUUGAGUGAAUAUAUGAUUUAUUGUUUAUAUCGAGCCCUUGAAAUCAAGGGUUCAUUAAACGGUUCUAGAAUAACUGUAAUGUAUAUUCUGUUAGCUGGCGGCGACAAUGGAGGAAACUUCUUAUAAUGAACCAACAGCUAAGCUGGUUGAAACAACCGCUUCCAGAGGGAGAGUAAUAUAUGCCACCAUAGGGUUAGGGAUUGUAUUUAUUAUGUUAAUGGUUGCGUUGACAAUCCUAUGUGCGAGUAGAGAAGAGGGUGGCUUUGCAGAGAGUACUCCGAAAUAUGUAGGAUGGAUCGCAAUUGGCAUUUUGUUCUUAAUAGGGAUUCCAGUAUUACUUUUCCUUAUACUAGGCGCACAGAAUAAUGUCCAUAUACGCCGUUCCUGGGAUUCAAUAAAGGGUAUUUUUAUGCCUUCGCAAUUUGCCUACUUAGAGGAGAGAGAAAAUGACAUAAAUGACAUAUUAAUGAUUAUUGGAUGCGUACUUUUAGCAUUUGGUAUUUUGACUAUCGUAGGUGUUAUCAUAAACAGUUUCAUCUGUGGUGAGACAUCAACAACGAACUACGUUACUAUUGGUAUCGUUAUAGUCGGAUUGAUUCUAAUAGGAUUUAUUAUGUAUACAACCAAUCCUACGCUUGUUAAAGGUUUCAUAAGUGGCUUAUUCCACAAAAACGCUAAGAAGGCUCUCAAAGACGAACCGGGUAGUGCUUCUACCGCGAUUUCAGUUACAUAACGAUACUGGUAACUGCAAAAUGAAGCAUUUUAUAGUACACACAUAUUGCUAUAGUUUUCAGAAGCGUGGUUGAGAUUCGGCACGAAACCAAGGUAAAAAGGAGAUUGACUUGUUCACUGGAAAAGUCAGG
Molecule: messenger RNA, 967 nt
Organism: Babesia bovis T2Bo
Lineage: Eukaryota; Apicomplexa; Aconoidasida; Piroplasmida; Babesiidae
Product: putative integral membrane protein
Exons: 1
Coding region: 211-837 (208 amino acids)
Source: RefSeq, a predicted model, not a curated record